GUGGUAACGUGAUAAACCAAAAGAGACCAUGCUUGAUUGAUAAACAAUUUGAUAAGAUAAUCAUGGGAUAUUUUGAAUUAAAAAGAAACAUUCAAUUUUAUAAAUUUUAGUAAAAAUGAGCAGUCAAAAGGGAAAUGCAACACGAAAUCGUCCACAAAAACAUCAAAAUCGUUUUGCAUUCAAAAAUAAUUUACAUGAUACUAAUAUUCGGACAAAACGUUUGAAUUCUAUUCAAAUCACAAAUGUCUGCCCACGUUGCAAAGAUAUUUUGGAAUGGAAAAUUAAAUACAAAAAGUAUAAAAUGUUAAAAGCUCCGAAAAAUUGUAAUAAAUGCCACAAUAAAUGUGUAAAAGAGCCUUAUCAUACAUCUUGCUAUCAUUGUUCAAGUAGUCUUGGUAUUUGUCCUAAAUGUGCAAUUCCUAGAAGUGAAUGGGCUGCAAAAUGUCAAAGUGGAAUGAAUGAAAAUGAAAAUCAUCCUAAAGAAUCUGAUUCAUGCAGUGAUGAUGAUUCUUCUAUUGAUUAAGUAAUAAGUUAUCAAAUAAACCUAAUUAUUGUUAUUAAAUAAAAACAUUUUAUGGUACUAA
Daktulosphaira vitifoliae (grape phylloxera) is the source of this 584-nucleotide messenger RNA. RefSeq lists its product as uncharacterized. The transcript is spliced from 2 exons. The record is from RefSeq and is a predicted model, not a curated record. NCBI's taxonomy places the organism in Eukaryota, Metazoa, Arthropoda, Insecta, Hemiptera, Phylloxeridae. Bases 116 to 523 code for a protein of 135 amino acids.